Molecule: messenger RNA, 4327 nt
Organism: Symphalangus syndactylus (siamang)
Lineage: Eukaryota; Metazoa; Chordata; Mammalia; Primates; Hylobatidae
Gene: NOL8
Product: nucleolar protein 8
Biological process (GO): protein localization to nucleolus
Cellular component (GO): nucleolus
Molecular function (GO): RNA binding
Source: RefSeq, a predicted model, not a curated record
UGGCUUUAGGUGAACGACGUGGUGAGGAGUGGGUUUUGGGCAUGAGAAGUCACAGGGCCGUUUCCUAGCUUCUCUCUUCACUUCUCUGGGUCUUCUCAGAGAAAGAAGGCUGCAGUGGGUAGGCUGGGGGCGGAGACUAUCAGGAAGAGAUAGGCCGAAGUUCUACCCAGAAUACACGCCAUGUGGUGGACGCUGGUUGGGAGUCUCGUUUGGAAAGAGUCUGUCAGCUCUUGGGGAAGGGCAGGGCGAGAGCUGAGCGCCUGCCGGGUACUAAACGAAAUGAGAGAUAUUAUGAUGGGCCUUAGUACCUCUGGAAAAGUUUUCCUGAGUCCGCUGUGAUCCAGGAAUCUUCAUAGUGUAGUGUUAAGAAUUCCAAGUUCUGAAGGUAGACCUGCAUUGUAAUCCUGGAUUCACUAAUUUUCGAAAAUUACUUUUCCCACUAAAACACACCAAGUAUAUGCCCAGCCUUCAUGAAAGUGAAAAGAGAAACGAAGCGCCUUUAUGUGGGUGGCCUUAGCCAGAACAUUUCUGAGGCAGACCUACAAAAUCAGUUCAGCAGAUUUGGAGAAGUUUCGGAUGUGGAGAUCAUCACACGGAAAGAUGACCAAGGAAACCCACAGAAAGUUUUUGCAUAUAUCAACAUCAGUGUAGCAGAAGCGGACCUGAAAAAAUGUAUGUCUGUUUUAAAUAAAACAAAAUGGAAAGGUGGAACAUUACAAAUUCAACUAGCAAAAGAAAGCUUUUUGCACAGAUUGGCCCAAGAGAGAGAAGCAGCAAAAGCUGAGAAAGAAGAAUCAACAACAGGUAACACCAACUUGUUAGAAAAGACAGGAGGAGUGGAUUUCCAUAUGAAAGCAGUGCCAGGGACAGAAGUGCCAGGGCAUAAGAAUUGGGUUGUGAGCAAAUUUGGAAGAGUCUUACCUGUUCUUCACCUUAAAAAUCAACAUAAACGUAAAGUCAUCAAAUAUGAUCCCUCAAAAUACUGCCACAACCUGAAGAAGAUAGGGGUGGAUUUCUCAAACACCAUUCCUAUAUCCAGCCUGACUUGGGAAUUAGGAGGAGGGAAUGACCCUAUGAGUAAGAAACGGCGAGGAGAGUUCUCCGACUUUCAUGGCCCUCCCAAGAAGAUAAUAAAAGUGCAGAAGGAUGAGAGUUCCGCUGGGUCUUUGGCCAUGAGUACAAGCCCCAGGAGGGUAAUAGAGAAACCACCCUUAACACAGCAACAGGCUGCACAAAAAAGAACUUGUGAUUCCAUUACUCCUUCUAAAUCAUCUCCUGUACCUGUUUCUGAUACUCAGAAGCUUAAAAAUCUACCUUUUAAGACUUCUGGCUUGGAAACUGCCAAGAAGGGAAAUAGCAUUUCUGAUGAUGAUACUGAUUCUGAAGAUGAAUUGAGAAUGAUGAUUGCGAAAGAGGAAAACUUACAGAGAACUACACAACCCUCAAUAAAUGAAUCUGAAAAUGAUCCUUUUGAAGUUGUAAGGGAUGAUUUCAAAUCAGGCGUUCACAAACUGCAUUCUUUAAUAGGUUUAGGUGUCAAAAAUAAUGUCUCUUGCCAUGAUAGUGAUGAUGAUAUGAGAAAUGAUUGUGAGUAUGACUCAGGAGAUACAGAUGAAAUCAUUGCAAUGAAAAAAAAUGUUGCUAAGGUCAAAAACAGUACAGAAUUUUCACAAAUGGAAAAAUCUACAAAGAAAACUUCUUUCAAAAAUAGAGAAAACUGUGAGCUUUCUGAUCACUGUAUUAAACUACGAAAAAGAAAAAGCAAUGUAGAGUCAGCCCUCGGUCAUAGAUUAAAGUCUCUUAGUUGUAAAUUUCCCUCUCACUCCAGUAGCAGUGAAGAUGCUGAUUCUGCAUCAGAAUUAGCUGACUCUGAAGGAGGCGAGGAGUAUAAUGCCAUGAUGAAAAACUGCCUUCGUGUGAAUCUCACUUUAGCUGAUUUGGAACAGUUGGCUGGCAGUGAUCUGAAGGUUCCAAAUGAAGAUACUGAGAGUGAUGGGCCAGAAACCACCACCCAAUGCAAGUCUGACAGAGGCUCCAAGAGCCCCAAGACUCCCACUGGUCCCCGCAGAGGCCGACAGUGUAUUCAUCCUGAGGAGAUUGUGGCUUCCCUGUUAGAAGGAGAGGAGAACACCUGUGGCAAACAGAAACCAAAGGAAAACAAUUUAAAGCCAAAAUUUCAGGCUUUCAAGGGAAUAGGCUGUCUAUAUGAAAAGGAGUCAAUGAAAAAAUCCUUGAAAGACAGUGUUGCCUCCAACAAUAUUAAUAAAGAUCAGAAUUUCAUGAAACAUGAGGGUCCCAGUGUCAUAUCCAUGGAAGAUGGGUCCCCAUAUGUUAAUGGCUCAUCAGGUGAAGUGACUCCAUGCCAACAUGAAAAGAAGGCGAAUGGCCCAAACUAUAUUCAGCCUCAAAAAAGACAGACCACUUUUGAGAGCCAGGAUCAGAAGGCAGUGUCCCUUAGCAGUUCUGAAAAGAGAAGUAAGAAUCCUAUUUCUAGGCUGUUAGAAGGUAAAAAGUCCUUAAGUCUUAGUGCAAAGACUCACAACAUAGGCUUUAACAAAGACAGCUGCCAUAGUACCACAAAGACAGAAGCUUCAGAGGAAGAGAGGUCUGAUUCAAGCAGCCUCACAUCUCUCAAGAAAUCACCAAAGGUCUCAUCCAAGGACACUUGGGAAAUCAAAACUGAUUUCUCACUUUCUAUUAGUAAUUCGUCAGAUCUGAGUGCUAAAGAUAAGCAUGCUGAAGACGAUGAGAAGCGUUUGGCAGCCUUGGAAGCGAGGCGAAAAGCAAAAGAAGUGCAGAAGAAGCUGGUGCAUAAUGCUCUGGCAAAUUUGGAUGGUCAUCCAGAGGAUAAGCCAACGCACAUCAUCUUCGGUUCUGACAGUGAAUGUGAAACAGAGGAGACAACGACUCAGGAGCAGAGCCAUCCAGGAGAGGAAUGGGUGAAAGAGUCUAUGGGUAAAACAUCAGGGAAGCUGUUUGAUAGCAGUGAUGAUGAGGAAUCUGAUUCUGAAGAUGACAGUAAUAGGUUCAAAAUUAAACCUCAGUUUGAGGGCAGAGCUGGACAGAAGCUCAUGGAUUUACAGUCGCACUUUGGCACUGAUGACAGAUUCCGUAUGGACUCUCGAUUUCUGGAAACUGACAGUGAAGAGGAACAGGAAGAGGUAAAUGAAAAGAAAACUGCUGAGGAAGAAGAGCUUGCUGAAGAAAAAAAGAAGGCCCUGAAUGUUGUACAAAGUGUUUUGCAAAUCAACUUAAGCAAUUCUACAAACAAAGGAUCAGUAGCUGCUAAGAAAUUUAAGGACAUCAUACAUUAUGAUCCAACGAAGCAAGACCAUGCCACUUACGAAAGAAAAAGAGAUGAUAAACCAAAAGAAAGUAAAGCAAAACGAAAAAAGAAAAGGGAGGAAGCUGAGAAACUACCUGAGGUGUCUAAAGAAAUGUAUUAUAAUAUUGCUAUGGAUCUGAAAGAAAUAUUCCAAACUACAAAAUACACCAGUGAAAAGGAAGAGGGCACAUCCUGGAAUGAGGACUGUGGUAAAGAGAAACUUGAGGAAAUCCAGGACUCUGCAGCUCUGACCAGUGGCGCUGAGCAGCCCAGCGGGUUCACGUUCUCUUUUUUUGAUUCAGACACUAAAGACAUAAAGGAAGAGACUUACAGAGUUGAAACAGUGAAACCUGGAAAGAUUGUCUGGCAGGAAGACCCUCGUUUACAAGACAGCAGUUCAGAAGAGGAAGAUGUUACUGAAGAAACAGAUCACAGAAAGUCCAGUCCUGGAGAAGCAUCAUUACUUGAGAAAGAGACCACUAGAUUUUUCUUUUUCUCUAAGAAUGAUGAAAGACUUCAAGUAGGUUCUGACUUAUUCUGGAGAGGAGUAGGAAGUAAUAUGAGCAGGAACUCUUGGGAGGCCAGAACAACCAACCUGCGUAUGGAUUGUCGAAAGAAACAUAAAGACGCAAAAAGGAAAAUGAAACCAAAAUAAUAAAUGUCAGUUGGUUUUGAUCCUGAAUGUGAACAAGGCUCACCUAAGGAAACUGACCCAGAAAACAGUUUUCGCUGACAAAGAAGAAAUUUCAGAGUGAAGGAAUUUUAAAAAUCUGGCUGAUGGAAUAUCAUUCUGGUUGCCAUCUUUUUCUGUGGAACUCCUCUGCAUUUCUUCCUAAGUAAUUACUUCAAAAAUUAAAUUAAACUUCUUAUAAAGGAAGAACAAGAUAGUCCUUGAAAAUACUUUUUGUAUAUAAUCUCUUUGCCCUCUAUGUAACUAAUGGACAUCUUCUCAUGCAAGGUUUACAUGAAGCUUUUUUUAAUAAAUGAGUCAAAACACUUGUA